AUGGUUGAAAUAAAGCAGUUCGAUAUCACGAUAAAAUAUCUCGUAUCGUUACAAGUACUAUAUAAAGCAGUCGACAGUUUAUACUUUUAUUGUGGGAAACAUUUUUCAAUUCAGUACACAUCAUUAUUCGAAUUUCACAGAGAAGCUAUGUCGACACCAGUUCAAAGUGUUUUGGAGAAAGGCAAUCGAUUAAAGCUCUUAUGGAAAUCAAAGCAGAUAGACGAGCUUUUGGCGGAUGGAUAUGCACCUGAUGCUCGUCUUGUAGAUCACGGCACGACUCACAAAGGCCACGAAGAACUGAAGAAAAUAUUCGAAAAGUUUAUGGACGAAGGUAGCGACUACACUAUCGUUGAUACAACAGCCGUUUCAGAUGAUUGUGUCACGCAAAGAUACAAACCUGAAUGUGAAAGUGUAAUUUCAACAUGUACAGCCACAUGGAAUAAGAUCAACGGUGAUUGGAAAAUAACUCUUGAAGAUUGGAAUUAA
This is a messenger RNA of Rotaria socialis, 486 nucleotides long. The record is from the annotation of a GenBank genome assembly. Lineage: Eukaryota; Metazoa; Rotifera; Eurotatoria; Philodinida; Philodinidae.